AUGAAUAGCAGUGAAAAAGUCGAACUUAUUCUUAUUUUUGGUGAAUGUAAUCGUAAUUCUCGACAAGCAGCUCGGUUGUACGCAGAUCGAUAUCCAAAUAGGUAUCAUCCGCAUCAUAAUUAUGUCUUUAGACUUUUACGUGGAUUAAGUGAAAACGGUCAAUUUCCUAGCAAUGAAAUCAGACAACGGCAGCCUAGACCAAAUAAUUUUGAUUAA
Macrosiphum euphorbiae (potato aphid) is the source of this 216-nucleotide messenger RNA. Lineage: Eukaryota; Metazoa; Arthropoda; Insecta; Hemiptera; Aphididae. The record is from the annotation of a GenBank genome assembly.